AUGCCACAGUGUGGAAGUAAGCAAGUGCUGGAGUCUGGGCAGUUGUCGAUCGCCGAGGGGUUUACGCGCGGCCAACCUCUAGAUCGGUCAAGUCCUCGGUGGGCACAGAUAACAAAAGCCGUGUGUCGUUUUGUCGCCAAAGACAUGCGACCGUACUCCACUGUCAACGAUCGUGGGUUUCGGCAUUUGCUGCAAGUGCUUGAACCACGCUACACCCCGCCUGACAGAAAGUUGCUUGCUACCAAGUACAUACCUGCACUGUACGAGCAGGAAAAGGCACGGAUCCAGCAGAAGAUCGAGGGUGUAAAAGACUUCGGAUUGACAACAGAUAUUUGGACGUCCCGAGCAAAACAUGCAUACACAAGCCUCACUAUCCACUACAUAGACGAUACAUUCCAACUCCAGAGCCAUCUCCUAGGAACACGGGAAUUCCCAGAGUCCCACAAUGCUGAGAACAUCAACGACGAAUUGCAGGAGAUCAUUGGCGACUGGGGAUUGACAGAGAGUGGGAUUGCUGGGAUCACAACCGACAAUGGGAGCAACAUCCUUGCUGCAGUGGACCUACUCCAGUGGCCUCAUGUAUCCUGCUUCAGUCACACACUGCAACUUGGAGUGGAGAAGGCCAUGAAGCUACCACAGGUUGCAAAAGCACUCGCAAGGUGUAGACGUUUGGUCAGUCACUUCAAUCAUUCAGCUAAAUCAAGCCACCUGCUCAAGAAGAAGCAAGAUGAUCUCCAUCAUGUGAAGCAUAGCCUCAUUCAGGAUGUCGUAACACGAUGGAACUCAGCUUACUACAUGGUGGAGCGUGUGCUUGAGCAACAGCAACCCCUUUGUGCCGCCCUCUUUGAGCUACGUAAGGGAGAUCUGAUGCCGUCUGACACUGAAUUCAGUGUCAUGGAGUGCUACAAGGAUGCGAUGAAGCCACUAGUUGAUGUGACUGAGGCUAUUGGGGGUGAAAAGUGGGUGACCAUCUCGAUCAUUCGGCCACUUCUGCACAAGUUGCUUAACGUGCACCUCAAGCCAGCCACAGCAGAUUCACGCCUAGUGUGCAUGAUUAAAGAAUCAAUUUGUUCAGAUCUGCAGGAUCGUUAUGUUGGUAGUGCAUUGGACCUGCUGACGAAGGCAGCAUCCCUGGAUCCAAGAUUCAAGGCUCUUCCUUUCUUGAAGUCAGAGGAGAGACAGCACAUAGUAUCACUUAUUGAGGAGGAUGUAGAGGAACUUAUCAACUCUGAGACCACCUCUACACAGUCUACUGAGGCAGAGGAAGCUAAACCAGCAGUCAAACGACCCCGUGGAGAGCAUGUGCUACUUGAAUUCCUUAAGGAUGUUGUGCAGCCAGAUUCUGAUGGUCAUGAGGACAUCUCUGCGAAAGAAAAGGCUCACAUUGAAGUCUCCAAGUAUAUUGGAGAAGAUGCAACAUCAGACAAUCCAUUGACCUGGUGGAGUCGCAACAGCACUGGAUUUCUCAAAGUCUCUCGUCUAGCAAAGAAAUACCUCUGCCUUCCAGCUACCUCUGUUCCCUCAGAGCGUGCUUUCAGUACAGCAGGCCAUAUUGCUAGUGCGAGACGCUCUCGUCUUCUCCCUGAGACUGUAAGCAUGCUUGUCUUCCUUUCAGCAAACCUUCAGUAA
Molecule: messenger RNA, 1629 nt
Organism: Corticium candelabrum
Lineage: Eukaryota; Metazoa; Porifera; Homoscleromorpha; Homosclerophorida; Plakinidae
Product: E3 SUMO-protein ligase ZBED1-like
Exons: 1
Coding region: 1-1629 (542 amino acids)
Biological process (GO): regulation of transcription by RNA polymerase II
Cellular component (GO): nucleus
Molecular function (GO): protein dimerization activity
Source: RefSeq, a predicted model, not a curated record